CCCACGUGGUUUGCUCCCUACACACGCGCCCCACGUGUGUCUGGGGCCGCCAUGGCGUCCGUGCUGCGCACUCUCCGCACCCACUGGAAGAAGAGCACCGCGGGGGGCGCCCUGUGCGUGUGGGGGGCCACCUGGGCUCACAAGCGGCACAAAGCAAGCCUUUUGCGAAGAGCUGCAUGCGAGGAAGCCUUGGUGUUUGGAAAUGAACGGCUGUUCCUGGCGGACGCCCCGAAGCGCAUCACCGUGUUCCUGAAUCCAGCAGCGAGCAACGGGAAGGCAAAAAACUUGUUUGACCUCAACGCCGCCCCGAUCCUUCACUUGGCGGGAUUUGAAGUCACCGUGGUCAAGACCGACCACGAGGGGCAGGCGCAGGACCUGCUGGGGGUGCUGGACCGCACCGACGCCAUCGUGGUGGCCGGAGGGAACGGCACUCUGCUCGAGGUUGUUACGGGAAUGCUGAGAAGAGACGAUGAGGCCGACUUCAGUAAGAUCCCCAUCGGGAUCAUCCCGCUGGGCAAAGUGAACACCGUCGGCGGCAUCGUUAACCUGCAGGAGGAGGACCAGGUCAGGAGAAUCACCAGCGCUGCGCUCGCCAUCGUCAGGGGGAGCACGGUUCCCGUCGAUGUCCUUCAGGUCGUGGGCGUCGAGGGGAAGCCAGUGUAUGCCCUGUCGGAGCUGCGCUGGGGCAACUACCGAGACGCCCAGGCCAGCGCCCCCAGGUACUGGUACCUUGGCCCCUUGAAGAAGGUGGCCUCCUACUUAUUGAGCACCUUCCAGGAGUGGCCUCCGAGCCGCCAUGCCCUCCUGUCGUACGCAGAGCCAGCGGAGAGGCCCGAGUAUGUGGAGGAAAGCCCCGGCCCAGUGCCACGGGCCUCCCUGUGGAGGAGAAUCUACAACAGAUUCCUUCGACUGCAGGAGAGUAAAGUGCCAGAGAAGCCAGUGGAGGAGACGCCACCGACCGAGAUGGAGAUUUCCUCGAUGGAGGUGGUGAUCAGCAGCCUUAACACCGUGCUCGAUCUCAAGAAGCCAGAUGCGGUGGACAUCGUUCUGAUGCCUUCCGCCGUCACAAAGAUGGACUUCAUUCGUGCAGGGAUGCAGAAGGAAAACGCAGUCUGCGAGGACUCCACGAAGCUACAGGCCAAAGAGGUUUCUCUCAAGCCGCAGGUGAGGGAGGGUUGCAUGAUACGUGCGACCACAUUGCUGCUUAAAAGAGAUUUAAUUAAAUCAAACUCCUCAAGACACCCGCGGCAGCAACGCGAGCGCUUGAGGAGAAACGGGCAACCCAAACCGGAAACCACGCACUUCAAAGAUACGUUGUUGGCAUGUAGUUAAUUAAUGACAUUGUUCUUAUCAUGCAUGCCAUAGACAAGAUGCCAGUCAGACCACAAACAUAGCAGAAGUCACCUCUUCAAUGAGAUGGCUCCACUUGGCUACAGUGCCUAGAUAAUUGCAAGAUUAUCUUCAAACUCUUCCACUCUGUUGUUUAGUCUUCACACAAAUAAACAGAGCCAUAAUGUUUUGAACAGAAAUAAUAUUAGAAAUAAACCUUCGUUAACUAUUAACAUGGAAUAUUUAGGAGUGAACACAUAUGGAAUGUAUGCAUAGUUGACGUGUUUUCAGAAUGUCACUUAACAUUAUAGGCGUACCAAAAACUCGUUCAACAAAACAACAAUGUGCUAUUGAAGCAAAUGGUAAUUUCGAAUGAUGUUAUACUACAGAGUAUAAGUGUAUUGUACAGCGAAAGAGCCGUGCAGACUUGCAAUAGCUCAUGCCACUGCUGCCAGAAUGGCCUCCAUAGAGGGAGUUCUAGAGCCCCAUGAAUAGAGGGAGUUCUUUGGCCUACUCUUCUAAACUGGCCAAUCGUCUCGGAGGUGGAAAUACUCGCACUUUCCCCAGCAAGCGUCACCUGCCGAUCGGCUGCGGUUGUGACCAGUUACACUGCUGGGAGAUGGACAGAGGCGGGGAGAUCUGAGAAACUUGCAGCAAUUUCAAAUCUAACACAAGCAACCUCUGGAUUGCACGCCCAGUGCGCUCGCCGUAACACCACAGCAAGUGUGACUGUAACGUUGUAAAUGAGAUGGUUUGUUGCGAAUGUGAAGGAGAACGCCUUUUUAAAAAUCCUUUAUAUUAAGUUCACUUGCUUGCUUACGACCGUGCAAAUCUUUCGGUCGUUUUUUAACCCACUUCCCGUGAUCCAAUCGAGCUGACAUUUUGCACACAGACUCGUUGUGCGUGACAAUUAAUUUUCGUGAAAAUUUUUUUCAAAAAUUUUACUCUUUUUAGGAAAAAAUAAAUUAUAUUUAAUUACCAAUUGCUUAAUGGUGGCAGCCAUCUCAAGCCAGAGGACGAGAGGACUCUAGCCGCCACGCAUAGAAAGGAUUUAUAGUGAAAAACUUUGUUUUUACGGGUUAAUUUUUCGUCGAUAAGCUAGUGACCUCUUCCGGUUGCCCAGCGUUUGACGUGCUGGACGGGUCUGCCCCCCCUCCAGGUGCAGGAUGGCUGGUUCAGCAUCGACAGCGAGGAGUACGAGGCGAUGGACGUGCAGGUGCGCGUGCUGCCCUGGAAGCUGAAGCUCUUCUGCCACAGCUCCAUCCGUGACAAGCUGCUGCAGUGAAUUUGGUCGCAAGUCUGCCGACUUUGUAAAAUUGUUCGCGUUUCUGUGUUCGUUUUACGAGUGUGAACAAAAUAAAAUCCGUACAAUCGAGUUGUGAAUUGGGAGUUGAAAUAAGUAAAGCGGACGCCGUUCUGGCAAGACCAGUACUUGCAAAGUGGAGUGGACAAAUUAAAUGUCCAAUAAACUGUGUAAAUGUCAUUAUGCCUAUUUACAUCACACAUGAUUUGAAAAUGCCCCCGUAUUAGGUUGCCAUGCCAUUGUGGUUUACAUUGUACAAGUUUUAACAAUUGCAGAUUGAAACAUGUUAUAUUCACCAUUCCAUUUGAUGUAAAUGACAUUGUGAAGGAAUAUUUUUGGAAGUGGACAGAAGCGAAAUAAAGUGAGAACAUGA
This is a messenger RNA of Lethenteron reissneri (Far Eastern brook lamprey), 3005 nucleotides long. Its product is annotated as acylglycerol kinase, mitochondrial-like. Lineage: Eukaryota; Metazoa; Chordata; Hyperoartia; Petromyzontiformes; Petromyzontidae. Gene Ontology annotation, molecular function: ATP-dependent diacylglycerol kinase activity; acylglycerol kinase activity; ceramide kinase activity. Gene Ontology annotation, cellular component: cytoplasm; membrane; mitochondrion. The record is from RefSeq and is a predicted model, not a curated record. Gene Ontology annotation, biological process: phosphorylation; ceramide biosynthetic process; sphingosine biosynthetic process.